Messenger RNA from Striga hermonthica, 1320 nucleotides. NCBI's taxonomy places the organism in Eukaryota, Viridiplantae, Streptophyta, Magnoliopsida, Lamiales, Orobanchaceae. The record is from the annotation of a GenBank genome assembly.
AUGGAGAGAACAAGUAAAAAGAGUCGUAAGCUUUCAAACAGAGAGCACAGUUUGCUCGCAAUCGAUAGGCUCAGCAGCUUGCCAGACGAAGUCAUAUGCCAAAUUCUUUCCUUCCUCCCGACAAAGCUCUCUGUGUCAACCUGCGUUCUCGCGAAAAGAUGGAGGUCUUUGUGGGCCCACGUCCCCGUUUUGGAUUUCCAAGCAAAUUUUUACAUAAACGAAAGAACUAAUGGAAUUUCUUUCGUAGACAAACCAACUAAUACAGACAUGAUCUACAAGGUUAUUCUGUGGCACAAAGCGAAAACAUUGCGUACUCUUCGGCUCAGAAGCAUGCAGCGCAACGAGCAUCAACUGGAGACAUUAAUCUCCGUUGCCAUUGACCGUAAGAUACAGAAUCUUUAUCUCGAGUUUGCCUUUCCAAAUACUUUAAAGUUGUGCAGACCCCUAUUCAACUGCAAAACCGUUGUUGACAUGAGGCUCGGUAACUGCAAAGGCUUCCCUUCGACUGGGGGCAUAUGUUUGCCUAGCCUCAAGAAACUUCAUCUUUCUAAAGUUGAGUAUAAGGAUGAUGAAGCCCUUUCGCACUUGCUUUCUGGCUCUCCUUUGCUCCAGGAGUUGAUCCUGGAUUGUGGGGUUUCAUGUAGUGAAAAUACCCUUAAUAUAUCAUCAUCGACGAUAAAAAUGCUUGAGUUGAAUCUUCGACUUAAUCAUGUAUGUGUCCCGGUGUUUAGGAUUUUAAUAGAUGCACCGGAAGUUAGAUGUCUUCGUGUGGGUAAUUGUGAUUUGGGUUGCAUCACCAUUCCAAUAGAUAUGAGCUCCUUGCUUGAGGUGGACAUGUGCUUUAGAAAAUGUUAUGCGUGGGAGAUUGGAAACAAUAAGGUUAUUGACAGAAUUGUUGGUUCAAUUGGAAAGUUUAAUAAUCUAACCAAACUUGAACUCCAAUUGGGUGUUAAAUUGCAUUUGCUUGUAGAGUUUCUAAAAGUUGCUGAUAAUCUUGAAGUCCUUAUUGCUGAUAUAGAAAUUCAUAAUUCCUGUAUGGAAACGAAACAAGUGCCUAAAUGCCUACAAUCGUCCCUAAAAACUGUAACAAUUAAGCAACAAGGUUUUGAAGAGCAUGAACUUGACCCGGUGCAUUAUCUUUUGAGGAAUUCUCAAGUACUUGAGAGAAUGGAAAUAUUACCCCGAAAAGUCAGAUCAACUUCGACUUCGAGUGGUUUUCUUAGAAGUGAUCUCACUCCAGCAUUCAAAGCGCUUAAGAAAAUUUCAAUGUUUGAGCGAGGAUCCAAGGCAUGUCAGCUUGUCUUCUUUUCAGAUUGUUGA